This is a messenger RNA of Drosophila grimshawi, 2477 nucleotides long. Its product is annotated as porphobilinogen deaminase. The record is from RefSeq and is a predicted model, not a curated record. NCBI's taxonomy places the organism in Eukaryota, Metazoa, Arthropoda, Insecta, Diptera, Drosophilidae. The transcript is spliced from 4 exons. Gene Ontology annotation, cellular component: cytoplasm. Bases 311 to 2149 code for a protein of 612 amino acids. Gene Ontology annotation, biological process: heme biosynthetic process. Gene Ontology annotation, molecular function: hydroxymethylbilane synthase activity.
ACUCACUUGCUGCAUUGCACUUUGCUCGGACGUAGUAUCGCCCAGUAAAAAUCCAAUUAAAUCGUUUAUUUAUUGGAUCUUUAACCGUUUAGUACAAAGUCAACGUGACAAUAAUACGAAUAUGUGCACCUAGUAGCCAGUGAAUUUAAGUUUUCAUUCAUCGUUCCUCGGCGAUACUACGCAAAAGUUGUGACCCCAAAAAAACUGCUACUGGCUGCCUGUCUGUCCUCGAACAUACACUUUCACUACUAACAACAUACACACACAAGCCUACUUAGCAACAAUUGUGCAAUAUUGACAAAAACUUAAGAUGGCUACACAGGAAAAGGAUAAGGUUAUUCGGGUUGGUUCACGCAAAAGCGAGUUGGCGCUCAUUCAAACUAAACAUGUCAUUGGACGAUUGCAGAAACUUUAUCCCAAGCAGAAGUUCGAGAUACAUACCAUGUCAACCUUUGGGGAUCGAGUGCUGAACGUUUCACUGCCCAAGAUUGGUGAGAAGAGUCUAUUUACCCGAGAUCUGGAGGAUGCUUUGCGCAAUGGUGGCGUUGAUUUUGUCGUCCACUCGCUCAAGGAUUUGCCAACGGCGCUGCCCACGGGCAUGGCUGUCGGUGCGGUACUGGAGCGUGAGGAUGCCCGGGAUGCGCUGGUGCUGCGCGAGAAUCUAAAGGGUCACACAAUAGCCAACCUGCCUAAGGGCAGUGUUAUUGGCACCUCCUCGCUGCGACGCACAGCACAAAUUCGUCGGCAGUAUCCCGAUUUGAUUGUGUGCGACAUACGUGGGAAUUUGAAUACACGUCUGGCCAAACUGGAUGCCAAGGACUCCAAGUUUGCAGGCAUUAUACUCGCUCAGGCUGGUCUGGUGCGCAUGGGCUGGAUGGCGCGCAUCAGCCAGGUGCUAGAACCCACCGAUCUGCUCUAUGCUGUUGGACAGGGCGCACUCGCCGUGGAGUGUCGUGCCAACGAUAACCAGGUGCUGGGCAUGCUGCAGAAGCUGAUGUGCCUGAAUACCACGUGUCGCAUUCUGGCCGAGCGCAGCUUCUUGAAGACGCUCGGCGGCGGCUGUUCGGCGCCAGUUGCAGUGUGGAGCAAUCUGAAUGGCGAACCAAGCAGCAUCAACCGGGAGCAGUUGCUGCAGCAGCAGCAGCAAGAAGUUGGCUUGUCGCUCACAGGCGCGGUUUGGAGUCUGGAUGGUGCUAUUGAAAUACGCGAACAUUUAGAUUGUGCCCUCAAUGAUUGCGAUGUGGAUGUGCAGAGACGCAAGCGUGCCGCAAAUGAGCAGCCAAAGCAGCUGGAGCAGCAGCUGACGAAUGGCAAUCAAGAUAACAGCAACAGCUGCGAUUCACCGCCUGCAAUGAAGCGCGCCAGGAAUGGCAACAGUUCACCCGGCAAUGCCAAUGGCACUGGCUCGGGUUCGAGUUCGGGCUCCGAUUCUAAUUCGAGUAGUCCACGGCUGCAGGGCAGUCCGCCUGUCAUUUGCGAAGAUGCCGCCGUUACAGGCUACAGCAUGGAGGAGCUGCUCGAGCGGCACAUUGAUUUGGCUCGCAAAUGCCCCGUCAUUGGUCAUGACAAUAAUAAUGCUCAGGGCGCUGGCGGCGAUGCUGGUGGUGGUGGCGAUAAUGCAAAUGUCCCAGCUCACUGCCCGCUACUGAUGGAUGUCGGCCAGGACGUUAUGGGCGAGUGCCCGUUCGUUAGCAAUGAGGCGAAGAUUUCGUAUUCCAGUGCGGGCAAGUGUCCGAUCACUCACACAGCAACGCUACCGACGCCGCCACCCGCCUCCGGCGAUGAGCCCGACAAUGCGCCGACGUCGUCCUCCAAGUGUCCAUUUGCGGCGAUGCAUAAGGGCAGUGGACUGGAGGUGCCACCGGAGAAGACGGGUCAUGCCAAAUGCCCCUUUCUGCAGAAGACGGUGCAAAUGUUCGACUAUGCCGAUGAGGAGCAACCGCAGCCACAGCAGCUCAAGCUGCCCGUACUUAUCGAGGAUGUGGACAAUCUGUUUUGCGGUCUCUAUCAGCACGCCUGCCACAGCCGGGACAUCUACGUUAAGGCCAAUCUGCUGGGCCAAACACUGGCCGAGCAGCUCAUCAAGCGUGGUGCACUCGAUGUGAUGAAGCUGGCUCAAGCGGAGAUUCACAGCAAGGUGGGAGCCUGAAACAUCAUCAGCACCAACAGUUCCAACAAUCGGCACUAUCAUCAUCAUUAAAAACCAAUUUAGAUGUACGCAUUAAGUAGAAAAGUGUAACUAGAAAAUUGUGUUCUUCAUUUAAAUUAUGUUUUCGUUACGCGCGGGUUCUGCGUAAAAAAAUUUAUUUUGGGUAACAUCUUAAUUCUACUUAUAAAUCAGAUUGCAUCGUCUCUAGGAUAAUUCAUGACACAACGUACUCUGCUAGACGAACUGCUCUCAAAAUGUUGUUUUUUUUUCUUGUACAUUACAAUGUGCAUAUUGUUUAUGUUAUUAAAUGAAUUACAAGUAAAAAAAA